GCGGUGCGGGACUCUGGUGACGCUGAGCUGCUGGGCUGCUGUCGGCAGGGAGGCUUAAAGUGACAACAGCAGAACCACAGCGAUCGGAAGAAAUCUUUAAAAUAAUUAUUCGGCCAAUGGAGGAACGAUAAUUUCGACUUCAUAUCGAUAAUUAACAUAAAAAGGUAAUCUAUAAUAUCUGUCGCUGUAAACGCGGAUAUCCGUAUCCAUCUGAAGGUUCCGUCGCGCCUUCUAUUACCGCCGUUGCUAACGAACGGUAGCUAAUCUGACGCUAACAGAGCUAACAGCUAAGCUACAAGCUAAGCUAAGUGUACGGUCGGCUCAGUCGCGGAGGAUUAAGGAGUCGCCCGGCAGCGCUGUUCGAACACCGAGCCCUCCACCAGACAUCGGGCUGAAAGUGAAGACGGACCCCAUCCGACCCCUGACCUCUGCUGCUCCCCCCCCCCCCCCCCAGGACGGGGCCUGCAGCAUGGUGGCCGGCUGGCGUCUGGCCCAACACUGACCAGAGGAAUGAAGGCGCUGUGGGGACUGUUGCCAAGCAGCCUGGUGGACGCAGUAGCUGGGAGUCCAAGUGAUUGUCUAUGAGCGGUUCUGUGUGCGUGGGCACAUCUUAGCACUACCUGCCCACUUCAGGCAGGACCUGCAGCUCUAGUGCGGAGCUGGAAACGGAAACCGAAAGGAACUCGUCUCUGGUGAACGAGGGCAGCGACAUCAGAAGCUGCAGCCACGACAACAAGCAGAAGAAGAAGGAAAUAAGUCUGUCAGCUGUUUGCGGACACGGGGGUCUUCAGCUGCAGGUCCAGCCCAGAGGAGGGGGUCUUCAGCUGCAGGUCCAGCCCAGAGGAGGGGGUCUUCAGCUGCAGGUCCAGCCCAGAGGAGGGGGUCUUCAGCUGCAGGUCCAGCCCAGAGGAGGGGCUAGGGAUCCGGUGUACAUCUGCACAGCAGCAGCCCUGCUCUGACCUGUGUGGUCGCGGCCCCCCUCUCCCUAGAGCGCCCCUGGGUCGUGGUUUUGGAGUUCCUGCGGUCGCAUGGCCGGAGAAUAAUCGUGGAGAGGCCAGGGUAUCACAAGCUUAUGGAUUUUGACAAGAGGGGUGGCAAGGGUGAGACAGAGGAAGGGAGGACGAUGUCUAAGGCGGCGGGCAGCCGGUCCGGGGGCCGGGGCUCUGGGACCAGCUCCGGGGUUCUGAUGGUCGGGCCCAAUUUCCGCGUGGGGAAAAAGAUUGGCUGUGGAAAUUUCGGAGAGCUGCGGCUCGGGAAGAACCUGUACACCAACGAGUACGUGGCCAUCAAACUGGAACCUAUUAAGUCCAGGGCGCCACAACUCCAUUUGGAAUAUCGAUUUUACAAGCAGUUGGGAAGUUCAGAGGGAAUCCCUCAGGUGUACUACUUUGGUCCCUGUGGGAAAUACAACGCCAUGGUGCUGGAGCUACUGGGACCCAGCCUGGAGGACCUGUUUGACCUCUGCGACCGCACCUUCUCCCUGAAGACGGUCCUCAUGAUAGCCAUACAGCUGAUCACCCGGAUGGAGUACGUGCACACCAAGAGCCUGAUCUACCGGGACGUGAAGCCGGAGAACUUCCUGGUGGGCCGUCCCGGGAGCAAGCGACAGCACACCAUCCACAUCAUCGACUUUGGUCUGGCCAAAGAGUACAUCGACCCGGAAACCAAGAAACACAUCCCGUACCGGGAGCACAAGAGCCUGACGGGCACGGCCCGCUACAUGAGCAUCAACACACACCUGGGCAAAGAGCAAAGCAGGAGAGACGACCUGGAGGCUUUAGGUCACAUGUUCAUGUACUUCCUGCGAGGGAGCCUUCCCUGGCAGGGCCUUAAGGCGGACACAUUGAAGGAGCGCUACCAGAAGAUCGGGGAUACCAAACGCGCCACGCCGAUAGAAGUGCUCUGUGAGAGCUUCCCAGAAGAGAUGGCAACGUACCUGCGCUACGUCCGCCGGCUGGACUUCUUUGAGAAGCCCGACUACGACUACCUGAGGAAGCUCUUCACGGACCUGUUCGACAGGAACAGCUACGUGUUCGACUACGAAUACGACUGGGUCGGCAAGCCUCUGCCAACGCCCAUAGGCCCCAUCCCCAGCGACACGCCCGCACAGCCCAGCAGAGACAAAGCACAACAGCAGACCAAGAACCAGGUGAUGAGCUCCACCAACGGGGAGCUGAACACGGACGACCCCGGCGCCGUGCACUCCAACGCCCCCAUCACGGCCCCCACCGAGGUGGAGGUCGCCGACGAAACCAAGUGCUGUUGUUUCUUCAAAAGAAGAAAGAGGAAAGCCCUCCAGAGGCACAAGUGAGCCAGGAGAGGGGUGAGGGCAGGGGGGAGAGAGGGGAGAGGGGGGAGACCCCAGAGGAACUUGAAACAUUCACUGUCCACUUUGACAACAGAAGCAGCAGCAAAGAGGAGGGCACGGCAGCGCCCUCCCCCACGCCUCCCUCUCUCCCUCCCUGCUACACCCCCCCCCCCACCCCUCUCUGGCUCACCCCCCCUCAGGGUGCGGGGGGGUGUUGUGGUUCUACUGACUUCCACACACUGGUUCCUUUUCCAUUUUUUCUACCAUGGAGAGAAGACUCCUGUGCUGAAGGCUGGUGGGGGGUGAGGCUGAGGGUGGGGCUGAGGGUGAGGCUGAGGGUGGGGCUGAGGGUGGGGCUGAGGGUGGGGCUGAGGGUGGGGCUGAGGGUGGGGGUGGGAGGAUUUGCAGGGGUGGCUUAUGGAUAAAAAAAAAAGUGCAAAGUUGUACCAAUGAAGUGUGAAUACCGACCGACGUGAAUAUGAACUAUGGAUCUACUGGUGAAGGGUUGUAGAUUCAGAACAUGGCUCAGCUUGGCCACUGAGAGGUCCUGUAGAACUCGCUCCCCAGCAGCAGAUCAACGUCAGACGCAUGAACGACACUAAUGUCUGCAUCACUGAGACGCAUCGCAUCCAUCAAGCAGAAUCAUCGAGGAUCUUUAUGUUCUCUUUUUUUCUUUUUUUUUGUAAUUGAAUCUUCAGUUUUCAAAGCGGACUCCUGGAUUGAAAACAAGCUUACUUUUAUGUUGUAGCGUUCUGGAUUUCUACAUUUUUUUUCUCCUUCCUCAUACUGGCUUUCUUUCUGUCCGUCAGCGUGGUCUUUGUAGCAGUCACUGGCCUCAGGUACUGUGGAAGGCGGCGAGCGUCUGAUAUUAAGCUCUCUUAUUACUAUUAUUGCACUUUUGGAGAAAAUGAAAAAGUACAGUGAAAUUUUAGGUUUGAAAUUAACAAUUAAGAAAACACCUUAAUAAAGACUGAUCUAGAAAGUCAUUCGCAAGGCAUAUAUAUUUAUGUAUCUAUAGCUAUAGAUAUAUCCAUAUAUAUCUAUAUCUAUAUCUAACCCUGGAUAUAUAUAUCAGAUUUACGUACGUAUGGCCGCAAAUGUUGUGAAUUUACAUGGAACAGUAUAAUGUCGUUCGAUUUUUAUUUCCUACAUCCGGAAUAAUUUCCCAGGAAAUCAUAGUUUGUGCCUUUCCAAGUAAAAUGUUUAAAGCUCAAGUGUUUGUCCAGAAAUGCGAUUUUAUCUUCAUUCCCCAAACGUGUCUGUCCAUCGUGGUGCUACGAAGUGAAGCCGUGCCACACUUCCCCGGCACACCAGGGAGUCGUCCCCUCUGCCCACGGCCGAAGGGCCCCAUCGGGGGGCCCCACCCCCACCGAGGGCCGGACACAGGACGUUACCAGGGGCCAGUCCCUUCUGCCCCCACGAGGGCCAGACAGGGGAAGGGACCGGGCCAGAACCCUGCUGUGAGCAGCAGCUGGGUUUAAGAGGCACACACCGGCCAGACACUAACCAACGGCCAACUGCCUUUAUCUGACCGCUCUGCUGCCUCUCGUUUGACCCAUUCAGCAGAAGGGUUGCAUGGAAACACACCGUGAAGACUAAUGCCAACUGCACAGUUGCGUGUACGUACUGCGCUUGCGUGAGAUGCGAUAAGUCUCCUUAACACUGGGCGGCGCUAGUGUCGUGGCAGUAAUCCAAAACCGGAAAUGACGGAACGGAGCGCAGACGAUCAAAUAGAAAAAUAAAGCUCAGCUUGGGUCAUUAUUUGUUUGACCUGAGAAGACGUU
Messenger RNA from Gadus morhua (Atlantic cod), 4092 nucleotides. It is a transcript of the gene csnk1g2b, whose product is annotated as casein kinase 1, gamma 2b. Gene Ontology annotation, molecular function: ATP binding; protein serine/threonine kinase activity. Bases 1073 to 2311 code for a protein of 412 amino acids. The record is from RefSeq and is a predicted model, not a curated record. Gene Ontology annotation, biological process: protein phosphorylation. The transcript is spliced from 11 exons. NCBI's taxonomy places the organism in Eukaryota, Metazoa, Chordata, Actinopteri, Gadiformes, Gadidae.